Messenger RNA from Charadrius vociferus (killdeer), 904 nucleotides. It is a transcript of the gene SBSPON, whose product is annotated as somatomedin B and thrombospondin, type 1 domain containing. The transcript has 5 exons. The coding region runs from base 1 to 657 and encodes 218 amino acids. NCBI's taxonomy places the organism in Eukaryota, Metazoa, Chordata, Aves, Charadriiformes, Charadriidae. The record is from RefSeq and is a predicted model, not a curated record.
AUGCGGCUGCCCAACCUGGAGCACCUUCCAGGUGGCCUUCAGGAAAAGAGGCUACUGGCAAUGGACCACUGGUCGACUCUUCCGUGCGUUGUGGGGGAGUGGAGUCACUGGAGUGGCUGCGCAGAACAAUGUCAACCCGAUCUGCGGAUACGUAGGCGCUACGUACAACAGGAACCUAAAAAUGGUGGGGAACCUUGUCCUGCUCUAGAGGAGAAGGCUGGCUGCCUGGAAUACCUGACUUUCCAGGGAGAGGACUGUGGCCAUGAACACGUCCCUGCUUUCAUAACUACCUCUGAAUACGGUAAAGAAAGAAAACGACGAGCAGCGUCUUCUCUCUGGCCUUCAAACAAAGAAGCAGCUGGAUACUGUGUGGAAUUUAAAACAGAAUCACUUUCACACCACUGUGCUUUGGAGAAUCGGCCGUACGCUCGAUGGAUGCAGUACCUACGAGAAGGACAUACCGUGUGUGUAGCUUGCCAGCCUCCAGCGAUGAAUACUGACACGCAUCGCUGUUCUGGAGAUGGCCAUAAUGCAGAUGGAGGUAAAAUCUUACACUGGGAAGCAGUUGGCAACUCUCAGUGCAAAGGAACCUGGAAGAAGAUUCGGCAACUGGAACACUGUUCGUGUCCCCUUGUGCAUAGCUUUAUUUUUACAUAAAAGUUUAAAAGACCUUUAAAACAGCAACAACAAAAAGAUUAAGAAAAUUAACACCAAAGUCAAGAAACCUACAUCUUUCUGCUGCAUUUUCUGGAUCUAAACAAACUUGAAAGGAGUCAGAACUUUGGAAGAAGCAUUUUGGGAAACCCUCUCUGCUUUAAUACAAAACACUAAGACUGAUCUUUGUAUUAGAACACUAGAAGUAUGUUUCCACAUUUCUCUUUUGUAAUUAAAGAGCUAAUGUUUC